CGUAAUCAUCAAAUUCAGUCAGACCUCUCUGAAAUCUUAAAUUUGUUACACCUAAAUUUUUCAAUCCGUUUUUACAUUCAGAUACAAUAUGUUUCCUGGUAAUUUAAGGACAUUGGGAGUCCGACCUAUAGCGAAGUCGGUUACUUUACUUUGCCGCAAUGUUUCGGGAAAUUCCUGGAAGAAUUCAGGAAUGCAGCUACGCUCGGGUGUAGCUUUUGCAUGCCGGCUCCCUAAGUGGCCAACACUCCAGAGGAUUCCAAUCGAUCAUGACGUCAAUAAGAAGAAGCCCUAUUCCACAUUUAAAGUCGAUCGAAUCCAGGAUAUGUGGCAAAGGUCCAGAAUUGGGGCCAAAGAGCAGAACAGCCUCCGCGGCUAUCAGCCCGCCAAUUUCGACGUGAAUACCGAUUCGAAUGAAGUCAUCAGUGCCCUGGACAAAGUGAGGCGCAUAGAGGAGCGGCUUAAAAUCCAGAAUAAGAUGCGAGCCCUCAUGGAUGAGCAGCACAUGCACGACGAGCGAAUCCAGGAGGAGAAUGAUCGUGUGAUCAGGAAGGAGGUCCUUGUCGAGCGGGAGCCGGCCAGAAAGCAAACAUCACAAGAGUACUCUCCUGUCCGCAACCGGGAGACGUGCAAACCAGUACCCUGGGUGUCAGCCACCGUUUUGGCGGCAACGGGAAGGAUGCAGCAACAUAGAUACAUGCAGACUCCUCUGAAGCGGAACCCAAUCAAAGUAGAGGCCGAGGUUCAACAGCCGAGGAAAUCAGUUCCAGGGAAUCCGGGUAACGGCACCACAUCUGGCGAACCCAAUCAGACCAAUUACGACAUGCCCAGUCGUGUGAAAUGGGCCAAGAACGUCUUGGAGUUGCACAAAAUUCGCGCCAAGCGAAUGGACGAUAUCCUAUCUCUGGAAGGAUACUCCAAUGAAUCUGCCUGAAGUUGAGUGAACAUUCUGCUAUGCGGAGAUCGAGACAUCACUAGACAAUGCGACACCUUAACAUUCCGUUUCGAAAAUAUCCUGGAGUUUGAACAAAUC
Messenger RNA from Drosophila sechellia, 1030 nucleotides. RefSeq lists its product as uncharacterized. Bases 89 to 931 code for a protein of 280 amino acids. The transcript has 4 exons. The record is from RefSeq and is a predicted model, not a curated record. Lineage: Eukaryota; Metazoa; Arthropoda; Insecta; Diptera; Drosophilidae.